UGGUUUGUGAUUCUUCAUACGCAAUAGCCAGGCGUUUAAGUUUUUCAUCCUCUUAGCAUAUGUAUGUAUUUAACUUACAUUAAAAAAAAGUAGAAAAGAAAAAGAACAUGUUUUAGCCACCGCCAGAGAAAGCUGUGUCGAAACACAUGAGACUGAUCUCCGACAUGUGAUGCCCGAUCUGAUAUGGAUGAAGUGUCACCGAUCAGCUCAGAGCUUUAAUUAAAAAUAGAGUUGUGAUCGACACAAGGUGCCACAAUGACCUCUUCAGUAAAGCAGCAGAGAAACAUUUGUGUUCUUCUUCCCAACAAAAACCAGCUGGAGAUCACUGUCGGGUUCCCUGUGACUCUCUUGCUCUAGCCAAAGGCCACAGCGCAAGAUGUUUUCAGUCAGGUGGGAGAGCUUCUUGGUAUCAAAGAGAUGCACUUGUUUGGCCUCACUGUGGUGCGAGACAAUGAGCGCAUAUUUUUAGACAUGGAGGAGAAGUUGACCAAGUACUUACCCAAAGAAUGGAAGCAAGAGUCCGGAAAGACUUUUGAGAAGAGAGCCUUUCCUCUAGUGCUCUGCAUUAAAGUGCAGUACUAUGUUGAGAACGGAAGACUUAUCAGUGAACGCAAGGCACGCCAUCUCUACUACUCUGACCUCCGCGAGCGGGUGUUACGCUCCGAAUGCCGUCAACAGGAGGAAGUGUACUUCCAGCUAGCAGGUUACGCCAUGCAGGCGGACCUCGGUGACCACCAGCUUCCCAAGGACGGCGAAGAGAGUGCCCCUUACUUCGAACCCAAGGAGUACUUUCCUCCAUGGAUAAUAGCCAAGCGGGGACUGAACUAUCUCCUUUGCCAUGGCCCCAAACUGCAUCAGGACCUGUGGGGCAUGUCGGCACGUGAUGCCAUCCUCCUCUUCAUCAGAGAGUCAUGUCAACUGGAGGACGUACCAGUCACAUUUUACAGACUGCAAAAGGACAAGAAGGAAGAGAGGGGAACGGCAGUACUGGGCCUGACCCUGAGAGGAAUGCAGGUUUAUCAGGAGGCGAACAACAUCAGACACUUGCUAUAUGACUUUCCCUGGUCCAAUGUGGGACGACUCACCUUCCUAGGAAAGAAAUUUGAGAUUCAACCGGAUGGCUUACCGUCAGCAAGGAAGCUUGUUUACUACACUGGGUCGUCAUUCCGCUCUCGACACCUUCUCUUGCACCUUAGCCGCAGCCAUCGCAUCUACCUCAGCCUCCAGCCUGCCCUCAAGCACCUCCGCCAGCUUGAGGAGAGUGAAGAAAAAAAGCGUUACAGAGAAUCCUACAUCAGCGAUGAUCUGGACUUGGACCCACCAGGCAGCGAAAGCAGCCCGGGUUUGUCCCGGAUUUCCACCAGCAGCUCGGGUAUCGAAGCCGACACCCGCCAACACAGCAUCUCGACAGAGAUGACCUCCAUGGAGGAGGAAGCGGAACAGAAGGCAGAGAGGAGUUCCUACUCUGCCGCCAGCCAAGUUAGCUCCUCCACGUCUGGCCUCGGCAGCGGCAGAAAAGCUCACAUUAAGGAUGAGGAGUGGAAAGAGCAAGCUGAGAAGUUCACACCCGCUCGCACACCAGAAAUGAAGACUGAUGUCAGACAGGAAGUUCUUGCGGAUUAUCCAGAUGAGAUGUUCCAGCUGGCCGAUCUUCUCGAUGGUGUGUCAGUCGAUUGCACACUCUCCUCUGAGAUAACCUCGCCAGAGAACAAAGUUUGCCUCUCAGACAACAAUGAGCAUCUCCUAAUUUUAGAUGGCACCAGUACCCAGGUGGGAGAAACUAGAUCGCAUGUGGACCGGCACAGCCACAGUCUUGAUGAUGUCAGUUUGUUCCCACCUCAGGCACCCCUGGGGACCACACUACAAGCAGAUUCUUCACAGAGCUACACCUUCGGCCUCUCGGACACCUCGGCAGACACCAAGAUGCCCUUAGUUCACGACUAUUACCCUUUUUUGCACUGCCAAGCCAAACCUUCCUUCUAUGGUCGCAGGUCUACCAACUGUCUGUCACUGGACCUGCUAGCAGAUGAACAUUUUCUGGAAUUCGUUCUGUAAACAAACAAAGAAGUCCUCACGUUUGCCUCAUUUAUGUGUAAUGAAGGUUACCUACGGGAUCUAUAUGGGAGUUUUUUUUGUGACCAUUUUUCAUGCGUUCCAUUUUUCAUCUGUUUAUUUUACGCUGACAAUUCUGUGGAUCCCAGUUUUGUUUUGUUUUUUACCAGAAACAUUUCUUUGUCACUGACAUAUUUAUUGAU
This is a messenger RNA of Hippocampus comes (tiger tail seahorse), 2255 nucleotides long. RefSeq names its product FERM domain-containing protein 6. Gene Ontology annotation, cellular component: cytoskeleton; cytoplasmic side of apical plasma membrane. Bases 418 to 2055 code for a protein of 545 amino acids. The transcript is spliced from 14 exons. The record is from RefSeq and is a predicted model, not a curated record. NCBI's taxonomy places the organism in Eukaryota, Metazoa, Chordata, Actinopteri, Syngnathiformes, Syngnathidae. Gene Ontology annotation, biological process: positive regulation of hippo signaling.